Molecule: messenger RNA, 3308 nt
Organism: Micropterus dolomieu (smallmouth bass)
Lineage: Eukaryota; Metazoa; Chordata; Actinopteri; Centrarchiformes; Centrarchidae
Gene: pnpla3
Product: patatin-like phospholipase domain containing 3
Exons: 9
Coding region: 16-1557 (513 amino acids)
Biological process (GO): lipid homeostasis; triglyceride catabolic process; positive regulation of triglyceride catabolic process
Cellular component (GO): lipid droplet; cytoplasm; membrane
Molecular function (GO): triacylglycerol lipase activity
Source: RefSeq, a predicted model, not a curated record
CAGCCAGAGCUCAAUAUGCGGAGUGCAGUCCGCUUCUGUCGGCCGGGCAGGGUGACAGCUGUGCGCCCCCCUCUCCGCCGCAGCACACUCCGCUCUCACGGUUCCCCAGCCGGGGCAUGCCCCGCCAUGUUUGACCUAAACCGCGGCUGGAACCUGUCCUUCGCAGGGUGCGGGUUCCUGGGGAUUUACCAUAUUGGAGUUUCCAGCUGCCUGCUGGAGAAAGCGCCCUACCUCGUCAAAGGGGCCACCAAGCUGUACGGGGCCUCUGCCGGGGCUCUGACCGCCUCGGUGCUCGCCACCCAGGCAUCUCUGGCUAAAUGCUGUGAAGAUGUGAUCGAGGUGGCUAAAGAGGCCAGGAAGAGGAACUUGGGCCCCCUUCACCCUACCUUCAACCUGAUCAAGGUGCUAAAGUCUGGCCUUAAUCGUGACCUGCCCUCUGACGCACAUGUCCUGGCCUCGGGGCGACUGUGUAUUUCGCUGACCAAGGUGUCUAACGGGGAGAACGUGCUGGUGUCUGAGUUUAGCUCCAAAGAGGAACUUAUCCAGGCGUUGAUCUGCAGCUGUUUCAUUCCCAUCUACUGUGGGCUGAUUCCUCCAUCCUUCAGAGGAGUGCGUUACGUGGACGGCGGGAUCAGCGACAACCUGCCGCAGUCUGAGUUGAAGAACACCAUCACUAUCUCUCCCUUUGCUGGCGAGAGUGACAUCUGUCCCCGGGACAAUUCCCCCAGCUUCCACGAGCUGCGCUUCACCAACACCAGCAUCCAGAUGAACGUGGGAAACAUGUACCGCCUCAGCAGGGCUCUGUUUCCUCCAGAACCCAAGGUUCUGGCUGAGAUGUGUCAGAGCGGUUAUAAGGAUGCUCUGCGCUUCCUUGAAGAGAACGAUCUGCUGAUGCUGGAGCGCCCAACCUCGGGCCCCGCCCUGCCGGAGAGCCUGCCCGACUGCUGCUGCAAGCAAAAGGAAAGCACACAAGAGUGGGUGCUCCGGAGGCUGCGCCUGCUGCGUAAACAGCACUGGUGGCUGGAUGAGCAGAUCGCUCUGCCUACAUCCAUCAAGAAAGUGUUCUGUGAGGCCUGCCAAGACAAACCUGGUUUGUACGCCAAGGUGUCUGAGAUGCUGCCAGUGAGAGUGGCCUCCUACAUGCUCAUGCCAUGCACACUUCCUGUGCAGUCCGCAUACUCUGUGGCCCAGAGGUUUGUGGAGUGGAUCCCAGAAGUGCCAGCUGAUGUGCGCUGGCUGUUUGGGGUGGCAGGUGACGUGUACCGACAGGCCUGGAAAGGAGUACCAGCCAACUCCAUGAGCGAGCCGUACCUGAGGAAAUGCUUGAGCGCGCCACCUCUACCCACAGAGUGUGACAGAGCCAUGCAGAGAGACAACCCGCCUGCCCUUUCCUCCCUGGACCUCCACGGCAGCUACGGGGAGACCCUCAAAUCUGCAUCCUCUUCCUCCUCCUCGUCCUUCUCCCACCAUCAUCCUCACAUCACCUCCUCCUCUCCACAACAAGUCUGCUUCUUUGUCGGCUCGCAGGAUGAACCUCACAGCCAUGCACAGCAGUGAAGUGGUUCAGACAUGCACUUCAGGAGUGAUGUGGUCAAAUGUCCACUCUCGCUGCAAGGAGUUGGUCAAGUGAUUGUAAAAAUUUGACAAAGGAGCAGUGUGUGAAUGGUUUAAGGAAACACAUUAAUCUCUGACUCGGAACACUCAAGGCAGCACCAAGCGUGUUAUAUUUUAAUGAGUGCUCUGGAAGACAGCAUCGCAACUAACUCAGGACUAUGACCUGUUUUAUAUGUGUCUGGUUUUCCAGUCUAACGUCAGCAGUGUUGGGCAGGUUAAUCUGGAAUUGUAAUAAGUUACUUUUUACUUAUUACUCACUUAAAAAAAGUAAUAAUAUUACUUUACUUAUUAUUGGGUGACCAGUUAUGUUACCAUUACGUUACUAUAUUACUUUCACUUUGUAUCUUUGACUGUGAUGCAAUAGAAAGAACACCUCUCUCCCUUGUUCUUCAUUCUUCCUUUAACUUUUUGACUGGUAGCCGACUUGAACUGCCCUUGACCUGCUGCACAGUCACGCAUUCACGUCAAAGAUGGUGCACUUGGAUUAGUAACUCUAAUAUUACUGUUUUGGAAAUAGUUAUCCCUUACACUACUGGUUACUGGGAAAAGUAAUAUUAUUACAGUAACCCAACACUGAACAUCAGCCUGUUUGUUUAAAAUGUACUCAACAGCAGCAGGAAUCAUUCCUCAUUUCAUUACAGUUAAUUGAAUCAAGAGUCCAUUGUGUCUUCACAAGUGACUCACUGUGUCCGUCUGUAUGUCCUUUUGGUCAUGUCUGUUGAUUUUUAGUUGUGUGAUAUAUAUGACUGCUUUUAGGUGACAUGAUGUAACUUCUGGCAGCCUUAUUGGAGGUCUGCCUUGCUCUUUUGUAAGCAUACUUUACAUACACACUUAAUCUGAUGGCUAUUUUUAAGAGGGACGUCCACAAGUCUGACCAGUUGUGUUUUUGACAGUAAUCCCUUUGUGGCUAUUGCUACCGCUCAGCCCUGCUGAUUACUUUGUGAGAAGAUUGUUGUCCUAACUGAUAGAAAGUUAUAGCCAAGUUAUACUAAAGUAAAGUGUCCUUUAACUGAAAUAACAGUUUACUUCAUCACAGAGCUUUAUUUAUUAAAACAAACUUUCCAAAUCAGACUGGUCACUAACAUUACUGACCAAUACCUACUUGUAGUUUAAUUUGGCCCCACUUCCUAUGUUUAGAGCCAGCAACAGAUCUCCAUGAUGGCUGUUGGGAAUGUUUUGCUGAACUUGCCAAAAUGAAACACUGAUGCUGUCUGUGCUCAUCGAGUGCAGCCGUGAUACUGGUGUGACCUUCAACUUGUAAAUCUCUUUUAUGUAAUGUAUCACUUGAAUGUAAAGUUAUGUUGAUUUGCUGUGAAAUUCUUUUAAGCUUGAACACCAAACGGUGCAACUCGACCACAACAGCAACCUAGAUAGCCACACCUCAAAUCAUUCCACAUUAUCUGCACAGAUUCAAAGAAAGAGGAUUUCAGAACAUUCAGUUUAAAUCACAGAAAUGUCUUAUUGUGAUGAAAUUCAUCCUCAAUAACACAGAUCACAUGAAACAAACACUGCUUUUCCAGAAUACCUCUAUAUCUACCUACCUCAACUGCCAGUGGUAAGGUUUAAAAUGAUAUUUUAGAUAUGGGUAUGUGUAGUAAGCUUUGAUUUGAAUGUAAUUCCCAAGCUUUGUUCCUGAAAAUAAAAUCUUUAUCAGAGUAAACAUAAAGAAAUAAAUACUGCAGCAUCUUCUCUCA